Hermetia illucens (black soldier fly) is the source of this 1141-nucleotide messenger RNA. Its product is annotated as probable phospholipase A1 magnifin. The record is from RefSeq and is a predicted model, not a curated record. Lineage: Eukaryota; Metazoa; Arthropoda; Insecta; Diptera; Stratiomyidae. The coding region runs from base 73 to 984 and encodes 303 amino acids. Gene Ontology annotation, molecular function: lipase activity. The transcript has 3 exons.
GUUAACGUCGUAAGACCCUCUAGAGUAAUUAAAACGUUCUAAUAUCGAACAAGUUUCAAAAUUAGCAAGAGGAUGUUGUCUCCUCGAUCAACUUUGUUGGUUUUGUGUGUCUUGAACUCAGGCUGCGCAGUUUUUGGAUUUUUGGAUGCAUGGACGUACCCAUUUUAUGCGGAUAGCAAAACGUAUUUCUAUAUAUACAUGCCAUCAUGCCCAGCAGCCCCGUAUAUUCUAACAAAUCAGAACGCAUCCAAAAUCAAAUCAUUUCCUGAACUCGAUCUAUCUAUUCCAAUGAAGGUUCUCGUUCCUGGAUAUUCCAGCAAUUUAACAAAUGGGGAAGUCCUAAUUAAUAAAUACCUCGAAAGUAAAAAAUACAAUGUGGUUAUGGUUCAUUGGACUUCAGGCACCGAUUCAUGGAUCCCACCAUUAGUUCAGAUCAAUGUUAAGGUGGCUGGAAGGGUUCUGGCAGAAUUUUUAGCAACUCUUCAGUCCAUCGCUGGACUUCAAAUGAAUAAGGUCUCCAUAAUCUCACAUGGGCAUGGAUGUACCGUUGCAGGCAUAGCUGGAAAUAUACUUGGAAACCUAUCAACGAUUGAAGCCCUAGAUCCUUCUUGGAAUUUGAUAAGUGGUAGCGUAUCUGUAAGUUCGGCUACUUAUGUGCAGGUGAUACACACUGGAAGCUUCUACUAUGGAACUUACUGGAGAGUGGGGACUGCUGAUUUCUACGUCAAUGGGGGAUAUUUGCAACCACAUUGUAGUUUUUUUAAUCCUCUAUGUAACCACGAAUACGCUACAUUUUUGUUCAUAAACUCGCUUUAUGAUUCACCGUACUCUGGCUGCAAAGUAGGGUCGAACGGUGAUUGUGGUUAUAUAAUGGGUGGUGAUCCACUUCAAGUAUACAGCGGCGUAUUUGAGGUUUGCUUAGACGAUGGAGGGAAGACAAGCAAGUCCAGCUCUUCUAUCUGGAAUUUAUAUGGCUUGAUUUAGUUGUUCUUAAAGUUCUUGUUAUUAUGAGAAUAUUCUGAAAUAUGAAUGUGAAUCAUUUGAUGUAUUACAAAUACGAAUAAGAAAAUAUGCAUAUCCUUUAUUCUGUACCGUGAAAAAAAAACAUAGAAUGUAUUAUCACAAAAUAUUAAUAAAACGG